AUGGCCCCGAGGCAAAGCAAGGUGCAGCCACUGGGUACACCGAGGCAGGGCACGCAGCAGCCACUCACGUUCAAUCACGCAUCACCGCAGCAGCACGAUGCUGCCUGGGCGCUCUGGGUGUACGCCUCUGGGCGGCCGUUCAGCAUCAUUGAAGACCGUGGCUUUAUCGAGGCCCUCCCGGAAGCACGAGCCUACAUACAAACCUCCCUCUCGGCGCCAGCUCUCUGGCCCGUUACUGGAUCAGGUAUAUAUGGAGGUGGAAGAGAGCGUCAACAAGCAACUCCGAUCCACCAGAUACCUGAAUUUGACCUCCGAUGA
This is a messenger RNA of Penicillium bovifimosum, 318 nucleotides long. RefSeq lists its product as uncharacterized. NCBI's taxonomy places the organism in Eukaryota, Fungi, Ascomycota, Eurotiomycetes, Eurotiales, Aspergillaceae. The transcript has a single exon. The coding region runs from base 1 to 318 and encodes 105 amino acids. The record is from RefSeq and is a predicted model, not a curated record.